Austrofundulus limnaeus is the source of this 7462-nucleotide messenger RNA. Its product is annotated as trinucleotide repeat-containing gene 6B protein. Gene Ontology annotation, biological process: miRNA-mediated post-transcriptional gene silencing; positive regulation of nuclear-transcribed mRNA poly(A) tail shortening. Gene Ontology annotation, cellular component: nucleoplasm; P-body. The coding region runs from base 342 to 6395 and encodes 2017 amino acids. The transcript is spliced from 21 exons. Gene Ontology annotation, molecular function: nucleic acid binding. Lineage: Eukaryota; Metazoa; Chordata; Actinopteri; Cyprinodontiformes; Rivulidae. The record is from RefSeq and is a predicted model, not a curated record.
CCUCACAGAAAGCAAAAUGGCCGAUAGUAAACUAACCGAUCAUACAGCGUCUGACAGUCAUCGAGGGGUUGUGCAUGUUGUGUUUACAGCUUGAAUUGUAAAGUCGCGCAAAAGGAAGGAUUUUUGCGUUUCUUCAUUUCUUUUUCUACAAGCAACGUUUUCGCCCGCCGGUGAUGUCAUUUCUUAUUCAAUUUAGCCUUGGAAGCCUCGAAGAACUAGCUCGCUAGGUUAGCUACCUUGCUAGCCUGCUAGCGGUAGGAUUGCAAGAAUUUUUGCACAGAAGCACUUUAUGUCCUGUGUGAUUCCCGAGAUAGGAGAAUCUAGAAGGGGAACAGCAGUUCAUGGAAGACAAGAAAAAGAAGAAAGAAGAGAAGAAGAAAAGGGAAACCUCUCAGAAGGUGCCAGAACCGAAAAUCAAAGUGCCAGAAUCAGCCAAGCCCUCCGGCUCCCAGCCACUCGCCACCCCAGAUUCAGUGUCCCCCAGCCCUGGCCCAGUCUCCCCUUCAUCCCCGAGUCCCGGAGCUGGUGGGGGCUCGGCCCAAGUCCUUCCUGGUGGCGGGAACAAUGCAAAGCAGUGGUCUGCUGUGGCCAACGGACAGCCCUCCUCCUCUCCCUCUGGAAGCCAAACCUCCCAGCAGCAGAGAUACAUGUCUAGAGAAGUCCCACCAAGGUUUCGCUGCCAGCAGGACCAUAAAGUGCUACUGAAGAGGGGCCAGCCGCCGCUGUCCUCCAUGCUGCUGGGGGGAGGAGGCGGAGGGGAAGCGGGUGGUGGAGGGGUUAGAGAAGGCAGUGGCUGGGUUGCUGCCUUGUCCUCCCAGGGUUCAGAUAACCCCGUUACAAACACAGCUGGACAUGCAGAUUCCAACCUGGGUUCAUCCUCCCCUUCAUCCCCCAACUCAUCCUCAUUAUGUGUCGCUGCUCAGUCGUCUUCUACUACUUCUUCAACUUAUGCAAAUUCCACAUGGGGGGCUGGCUCUAGCAGCCAGCCCUCUUCUCAGGGCUGCGGAAAGGUGAUUGUGGACGGGACUGACCUGGAUGACUGGCCUAGRAUCCCAGCCGGGCCAAAGCUGAGUUCUGAUGGGGCUGGAGGAGGGCUGCAGGAGCAGAACUGUCCCAGUAACAACAGUAGUGCCUCGUGGGGUGAGAGAAACAUGCAGCAGAAGGGAGGAACAGGAGGAGGAGGAGAAGGGAACAUGGACAAUCCUUCCCCACUUCAGUCCGCUCCUCCCUCCUCUUCUUCCUCGCUUAGUGAAUGUGCUCAGUCAAGUGGGGGUGCGUGGGUCUCCUCCGCCUCAUCCCAGGUGGAGACGGGGACAGGCUCAGCAGCAUUUCACAAUUCCAAAGUCUCCCAUCUUCUUCCUGGGCCUCAGGAGAGCCCUGUGGGUGYCAGUGGCAACGUCCCUGGUGCCAAUUUCAACCCGAGUGCGAACCCCUCUGCAUGGCCCGCCUUGGGGCAGAGUGGGGCCUCCGCUUCAGCAAACGACAGCUUUUCACUACACUCGUCCGUCACUUCCUCAUUCUCUGCCAGCACCACUCUCAUCACCACUCAAACACUUUCAUCUGUGAAUCAAACUGGUCCCUACCAGCAGCACACUGAAACAGCUGUGGGAGCCAAGGUUGGAGAGCAGCACUUAGGAAACCCAGGGUUGGAUCCAGUUUCAGGCGGGGAUGUGAGAGAAGCAGGACCAAAUCAAGUGGGCGACGGCGAGGGGAACUCUGGGGUCAUCUGUGAAGUUAAAGGGAACGGCAAACACUCUGGCUCUCCGUCUUCCUCUUCGGCUGCCUCUUCUUGGAGACCCAUGCCUCCAGUGUCCUCUGAACUGAACGUAGGUGCCUCGCGGGCAGACGGGUGGGGUGCAGGUGGGACUGGAGCUCAGGGGCAGGAAGGGAACGUCUGGAGGUUUGGUCGUCAGGACGACAAGGCAGGGUGGAGCAAGGGGAAUGGUGGAGGAUCCGCUGCCCCGGUGGUAUCUCAGGGAGCGUGGGCUGGAAGCGGUUCUGAAGCAGAUUGGGGUGGCACUUCAGAAGGUGUGAGUAGGGGUAAUUUAGCAAUAGGAAGUGGAAGGGGAGGCGAUGAGAGCAGCACUAGUGCAGACGGUGUAGGUGGCAGCAGUUUGGAGGACUCUGCUUCACCAAAUUUUGCUACUAUGACAAAAGCUUGGGACAAUCAAAAAGGGAUGGAAAGUGGGGAGGGAGCAGUUGGGGAGUGGGGUGGAGGAGGAGGAGGACCGGAUGAAACCACGGAGGGAGGUGGAGCACGCUCAUCCUCUAGUGGAGGUGGAUCCUUAGCUGGAAGUGGCAGCGGAGGGAGUGGCGGUAAAGAGCGCUCCUCCUCUACAAACCAUCGGUCCGACCCAUCCUCCAACGCUGACGUGGCCUUACUUAGCAUGCUCAGUCGAUCGGACCUGGACCCCAGAGUUCUGUCCAACACUGGCUGGGGCCAGACCCAGAUCAGGCAGAACGUGGCCUGGGACCUGGACACAGCAGGAGUAGGGAGCAGGAACGAAAGAAACCCGUCAUCAGCAACCAUGAACACUGGCACUAAUCGCAGUUCUAGGUAUUCAUCCGAGACUGGUUCCAUAUCUAAUGAUUUAUCUUCUGGCAGUCGCACAACAAGCUUGAACUCUGACUCUGCUACAGUCCGGGAUGGUUGGGAAGGUGGUGGUUCACAGACCGCCUGUGGUCCUUUUACACCAAGUAGCACUAUAAGGAAGCCAGGAUCACCAGAAGACGAUACACAAGGGAAGGCAGCUGGUGGGUGGGGUGAUCUCCCACCUCAAAGUGAGAGCAAAGGAUGGAGGAGUGAAGACCAACAAUGGGGAGAUCAGAGAGCAGGAAGAAAGAACUGGAGAGACUUUGAAGAAAAGGGUAGUGGGUGGAGAGAUGGUCCUGAGGAUAAAGGAACUGCAGGAUGGAAGGGAACUACAGGAGGAGAAUCAGGAGGUUGGGGAGGACAGAGUGGAGGGGGAGAACAGUGGGGGCAGAGAGACUCGACCUCCACUGGUGGUUGGGGAGAUGGAAGAAAUCGAGUCGGGAGCAACUCUGAUGAGGGACCCGCCUGGGGAAAUUUGGAUGAAGGGGGAUCCCAGCGAGGAAGAUGGGAAGGAGGAGAUGUGGGUGGAGGCAAGUCCCACCAGGACUGGGGGAGUGCCAAGCCCAACACAGCAGCAGCACCGAUACCAAACAGCCAAGUGGCACCAAUGAAAGCCCAAAAUCAACAGCAGCAGCAAUCACAAGGCCAGCAUCCACCAGGAGGACCCAUACAAGGAGGGUGGAACAGCCGGUCAGGCGUCGGAGGUGGGGGUCCACUAUCAAAGAAUCAGAACCAAAGCAUGGGCUGGACCUCUGGCCCAAUUCCCCAAAUCUCUGGAGGCGGGGGUGACACCCUGGAGCCCAGUGGUUGGGAAGAACCUUCUCCGCAGUCCAUCAGUCGCAAAAUGGAAAUUGACGACGGUACAUCAGCCUGGGGAGACCCGACGUGUUACAGCAACAAAAAUGUGAACUUGUGGGACAAAAACAGCGCCACACCGAGCCAGAACCAGGGUCCGCAGGGUCCACCAUUGCCAAUGCAGCAGCAACCUCCUCGAAGGCAGCACAGCACCAACUCAAACCCCAGCGGUGGUGCAGUGGGUAUGUGGGGUGGAGCUGCACAAACUGUGGAUAAUGGUACAGCUGCUUGGGGCCAUUCGUCAGAUGCAGCAACAGGUUGGGGUGAACCAGAUGAGCCCAGCAAAGCAUCUGGCUGGAGGAACCCUUCACCCAACCCUGUAAAACCUGGCGGUAAGCCUGUAGAAAGCUGGGGAGGCAAGGGUGACAGCUCUAUUGCAGCCUCGAGGCACCCCAGCUGGGAGGAUGAUGACGAUGGUGGCGGAGGGGUCUGGAACAGCACGGGCUCCCAGGGAAGCGGCUCUUCUUUCAACUCUGGAGGCUGGGGUCAAACUCACGGAGGAAAAAGAGGCAACAUCAAGAGCGGACCAGGAGAGAGCUGGAUGAAUCCAGUGACUCGCCAGUUUUCAAACAUGGGUCUUAUGGGAGAUGAUCCAGGUGUUGACAAAAAAAUGGAAGGAGACAAGAGAGGAAUAACUGACUAUAACGGAGAGAUGCGGAGGGGUGGAAGAGGAGGUGGAGGGUACCGUAUGCCUGGUUCCAAAGACAUGGGUCCUGUUGACAUGGGGCUCUAUGGUGAAAAGAUGGGUGGCCAUGGAGCGUUUGUCGCAGGUGGAGGUGGGAUGUCUCAGUCUCGAGGGAUGCACCAGCCUGGCAUGCAUCCGAUGAACCCCUCCCAGGGUUUACGUGCUCAAGUGCCUCAUCAGUUCCUGUCUCCUCAGGUGCCGGGCCCCAUGCUGAAGCAGGUGCCCUCUCCUGGUGGCAGCGUGGGAGGAGUAGGAGGUGUCGGUGGCGUUGGAAGUGUCGGAGGAGUCGGUGGAGGAAUGUUCCCGCCACAGAUUUCCCCGCAGCAGCUUGCAAUGCUCAGCAACAUUAACCCCCACAUGCAGCAGUUCCAGCUGGCUUGUCAGCUUCUGCUACAACAGCAGCAACAGCAACAGCAGCAGCAGCUUCUGCAGAACCAGAGGAAGUUCCCUCAACCUCAGCCUCUCCGGCAGCAGACAGACCCACAGCAGCUGGCAAGGAUCAUGGCUAUUCUACAGCAGAGGCAGCAUCAGCAGGUUGGAGUUGGGGGCGCAGCAUCAGGAGCAGGGAGCUCCAAACUAUCUCCAUCUCACCUGGGAGGAGGCCUGUCCAAACAAUCCAUGGUAGACCCCCUUCAACAUACAGGAGUUGGGGGUCCUUUAACAGACAUUCAUGCCAAAACACAAGGGAUGUAUGCUGGGCUGACACCUGGUGGUAAUCUGUCUUCACUGGAGCUCAGCCCCAUGAUGGGAGGCAUGAAGGACAUGGGUGGACAACAAUCUCGCUUCAAAUGGAUGAUGGAGGGACAUUCUCCCGCACCCUCACCCCCAGACUCAACCCUUCAUAAGAAUGGCCCUCUACCCAGUGGGAUAAAGGUUAGAGGAGGGUCUCCCUACUCCCAGUAUGAAAUGCUGGGCAGUGAAGGUUUAGGGAUUCCACCUCAGGGCUCUGCAGACAACUGGCUCCGGACACCUGGUAGUAAAAUGGGGAAAAAACCUGCAACAUCAAGCUGGCCUCCAGAAUUUCAGCCUGGUGUGCCCUGGAAAGGAAUACAGAGCAGUGGAGAUCCGGAAUCUGAUCCCUACAUGACCCCUGGUAGUGUUCUCGGCUCCCCGGGAUCCCCAAACCUUAAUGACCCCGACCACCCGCUACUGCGAGACCAUAUAGGGCAAAACCCCUCCCUCAACACCUCGCUGCCUUCAUCUGGUGCCUGGCCCUACAGUGCCUCAGACAGCUCCCUCAGCAAUGCACACAGCACAGGAAAGUACUCUGAGUACAAGCCCAGCUGGCCUCCGGAGCCCAUCGGACAAAACAAAAUGUGGAAGACCAAUCGCAAUAGCUCACAGCUGCCACGCCCCCCUCCUGGCCUAACCAGUCAAAAGCAGGCCUCCCCCUCCCCAUGGGGUUCUGCAGGUCCAAGAUUGGCCCGGAGCUGGGGAGGGGGUGGGAUGAAUCAAGAGUCAAGAUUUGGGUCAGGCUCAGCUUGGAGUGAUGGUGUUAACUCCAGAGGCAGCUGCUGGUUGCUGCUGAGCAACCUAACCCCUCAGAUUGAUGGCUCCACAUUGAGGACUAUCUGCAUGCAGCAUGGUCCCCUGCUGACCUUCCACCUGGGCCUCACCCAGGGCAGUGCUCUGAUUCGUUACAACAGCCGACAGGAAGCAGCCAAGGCCCAGAGUGCUCUGCACAUGUGUGUCCUGGGCAAUACCACAAUUCUGGCUGAGUUUGUAAGUGAAGAAGAAGUCGCACGCUAUUUUGCACAUUCCCAGGCCGGAGCAGCUGAAGGCGUCGGCACAGGAGGAGCGCCGGGCAGCGGGGUGGCGCCCGGUUCGUCCGGAGCGGGCAUCGCCGUGAGCAGCGGUGACCGCAGCUCCCCGGGGAGUGAGCGAGCAGCAGUGGGCGCGUCUUCUGGGGGGAACGGAAGCGGUGGCGCUGGAGGGGAAAGCGGAGCAGGGGUCCUAGCUGGUGUCAGGUCCUCUGGCUCCACUUGGCAGGGUCUUGACGGUACAGGCACCUCUUCGGAAACCUCCUCGGCCCAAGGACCCGGGCUCGCGAUAUUUUCCCAGUGGAGCACCAACGGGGCCGGGGAGGGAGGAGGUGUUGGAGGAGUUGAGUCUGCGAGGUCUGGGCUGUGGGGCGGUAUGAGCACAGGAUACUCGAGCAGCAGCCUGUGGGGGGCACCACAAAUGGAGGAAAGACACCAAAUAGACAACUCAGCUGGAUUGUUGCCUGGCGACCUGCUGGGGGGAGGAGCCGAUUCCAUCUGAUUAGCUCCCUCCAUUUGUGCAAGUGGGUUUGGACACACUGAUAUGGCAUACACUGGGAUACAUAUGUACUUACUAUGGCACACAUAAACACAUUUACAUGGUAUGCAUAAUAAUGUACUGAAUACAUACACGUGCAUACUAGUAUGCAUAUUAUUGUGCACAGGUAUACAGCAGAAAUGUGAGACAUGCUUACACACAUUCUCAUGGCCAGACUUAAGCUAUUAUUAAAAAAAUCAAAUGCAGGGACUGUUAGAUGUGUAUUCAGCCUUUUUUUCCACAGAUGAAGAUUUCAACUGCUUAGACUUGAAACCUGAAAAAGAAUGAACAGUCAGUAAGUCUGAAAGACUUGACUGGAUUGCAACGUGCUUAGUAAAGUAGGAGACUUUUUAAACCGAUUUACAUAAACAUGCACACACCAAAUACAGAGAAGCCUUCAGACAGAUAGGCACUGUCAACAGCAUUACCUUCAUUACAUGAGAAUUUAAAGUACUACAGAGGUUAAACAGUGCAGUUUUGUAUUCACAUCCCGUUAAAGACAGAGAUUGAACCCAAACACAUGCAAACAGCUCUGAUUGACAGCAGAACUGUAUCUUACUGUGUAUGUUUUUUUUUUCAGUUUGUUUGUACGUAUGGUUUUAAUUUUUUUGAGCAGUGAAAAGAAAAAAGUUUUGAAACGUCAUUGAUUUUGUUUUCAAAAUGCUGACCUCCUACUGUUGUAUCUUGCGCACUCUUUUUUUUUUCCUCUGUUAUUCGUUCUUGAACAUGUUUGUUACUGUUGCAGUGAUACAUGUUAAAAAUUGCUGGCAGUUUCAGGCUAUGAUGCAUUUCUCCAUGUGUCGAUACCGUUCUCCACGUGUGGUAUCCUACACACCGAGUAUGAGUGAGACUGAGACCAAGUUAAGUGGAUUAAACCACCACAGUUGURGUGCGUGUGUGUGAGAUUGUGUGGAUAAUGUGUGUGCAUGUUAAUGCCUGUCAUAAUGUGGGCAAGGCUGCUUACUAUACAGAAGGUCUAUACAAAAAUGUUAUGAGUGCAUUCAAUAUACUGCUGACUGUGUGUUAAGAAA